Aureococcus anophagefferens is the source of this 789-nucleotide messenger RNA. Its product is annotated as expressed protein. NCBI's taxonomy places the organism in Eukaryota, Pelagophyceae, Pelagomonadales, Pelagomonadaceae. The record is from RefSeq and is a predicted model, not a curated record. Bases 1 to 789 code for a protein of 262 amino acids. The transcript has a single exon.
AUGGCGCGCGUCGUCGCGGCCCUCGACGGCGGCGACAGCCUCGACAACGAGAUUUACGCCCAGAAGUGCGCCGCGGCGCUCGAGGCCCUCGAGGCGGAGCUCGCGGACCAGGACCGGCGCUUCGCGACGAUCCGGGAGACGCUGUCGCUCACGGCCGAGUCCCUCGAGGCGCUGUCCGGCGCGGAGGACGCGACGCUGCCGCCGGACGUCCUCGCGCGGCUCGACGAGAAGACCGACGGCCUCGAGGCCGAGGCGUCGCGCGCGCUCGAGCGCGAGGCCGCCGUCGACGACCUCAUCGCCGCCGCGCGCGCCGAGGCCGCGGUCGCGGGCGUCGGCGGCCUGGAGCUCGAGGACGACGACGGCGGCGCGGCCGCGGCGGCCGCGCCCGCGCGGCGCUUCGAGCUCGUCUUCGACGGCCCCCUGGGCGUCCGCGCGUCGCUCAUGCGCGACAAGGACCGCAAGACGACGCACGUCAUCGUCGACGAGGUGCUGGGCGCGUGCCCCCACGCGGGCGAGGUCGCGGCGCUCGACGAGAUCGCGACGGUCGCCGGCGAGCCCCUCGACGUCGACGGCGCGGGCGACGACGCGGCGACGUUCGCCGCGGUGCUCGAGCGCAUCCAGCGGGCGCCGCGGCCCCUCGCCGUCGGCUUCUACCGCCGCGCCGCGCGCUACCUCCAGGCGAACGUCGCGGCCGCCGGCGCCGCGGGCCGCGACUCGCCCUUCAACGCCGCGGGCGCGCUCGGCGGCGUCCUGACGACGUGCCUCCCCGCGGGCCCCUCCCUGCUCUGA